Molecule: messenger RNA, 1776 nt
Organism: Miscanthus lutarioriparius
Lineage: Eukaryota; Viridiplantae; Streptophyta; Magnoliopsida; Poales; Poaceae
Source: the annotation of a GenBank genome assembly
AUGCGGCUGCCGCACGCGGCCGACCUCCGCGCCUUCCUCGCGGCUGCCGCCGUCGCGCACCUCUCCUCCUGCAGGGCCUCCCGCGCCUCCCCGUGCGCGCCCCUGCCCCGGCCACCUCCCCGACUACGCGCGUUCGCCUCCUCGCGCGCGCCUCGCCGCCCGCCCUCCUCGCCCUCGCAAACGGGGGGCAGUCGCCUUCGCCUCUGCCGCCGCCGCCGCAGCAGCCUGCGAGCAUGUGGCGGAGAAGCCCGCUAUAUGCACGGCCGACGAGCUGCGCUACGCGCCCGUGCCGGGCACCGAGUGGCGGCUCGCGUUCUGCCGGCGCCGAAGAGGAACCACCCGCUGAUGCUGCUGUCUGGAGUGGCCACGAACGCCAUUGGGUUCGACCUGUCCCCUGGGGUGAGUGAGCUUGUCCAUAAUGGAGCUAUUGGUAUGGCUUCAUUUGCUCGUCAUAUGUCCAUGCAAGGAUUUGAUACAUGGAUUGUUGAAGUGCGUGGUGCAGGCCUGAGCAUGCGUGGAUCAGAACUAGCUGCAGCUAACACCGAGUCUGACAUCACCCCUGAUCCUAGUUUGGAUGAAAGUUCUACAGCAAAAGCAAGUGUUGUUGUUCCUGCUGAGAAUAUGUCCACUUCUCAACCUCAAAUUUCUGAAGUUCCAGUAAUAGCAGAUAAGAACAUGGUAGGAACAAGUAUAUCAGAAGAACCACAGCUGGUGACAAAGUUGUCAAAUGCUUUGGCACAAUUGGGUGAAACAUUCUCAGAACUUGCUCCCGAUGCCUCCUUAGCUAGCCUUGAGGAGGUUUCAGAAAGGAUUUUAGGUUUGUUGGAAUUGCCACAGACAUCAGUGAUAUCUGAUCAAAUUAGCAAUUUAAGUCAGUGCCUUGUGAAGAUUCUGGGGGAGGGCCAACAAAGUGUUUCCCCUAAGCUGUUUGGCUGGCAAGAACGCCUCUCCGCAACCAUAGAAGACCUACAGAAACAAUUGGAGCUUAUUAUAAGCUAUGAUUGGGACUUUGACCAUUAUCUGGAGGAGGAUGUACUUGCUGCGAUGCAUUACAUAAGAAAACAGAGUGUACCGAAGGAUGGGAAAUUGCUUGCUAUUGGUCAUUCCAUGGGAGGAAUCUUAUUGUAUGCGAUGGUUUCAAAGUGUGGAUCCGAAGGGGCUGAGCCAGAGCUGGCAGCAAUUGUUACUUUGGCUUCAUCAGUUGACUACACAACAUCCAAUUCCUCACUCAAGUUGUUAUUGCCGUUUGCAGAUCCAGCUGAGAUGUUGCAUGUUCCUGCUAUCCCACUAGGAGCAGGAGCAUUACUGUCUACUACCUAUCCUAUAUCAUCUCGUGCACCAUAUAUUCUGUCACUGCUUCGCUCUCACAUUUCAGCCAAGGAAAUGAUGGACCCUGAACUGCUUUCAGAGCUUAUCUUGAAUAACUUUUGCACAGUACCAGCAAAGGUUUUGUCACAGCUUAUGACCGCAUUCCGUGAUGGCGGGCUGUGCAACAGGACUGAAACUGUGAAGCUAAUUCCUCAGCAUUUGGUUACAUACAAGGUUUUUGGAGAACCCGAAGGCCCUCACUAUGCACAUUAUGAUUUAGUUGGAGGGAGAAAGAUUGUCAUUCUUAGUCCCAUAGGCCAUAGCAGAAGCACUGGGGAGACGAACCUUGCUGGUUGUUGGCACCUCGGUGAAACCUUAAGAGCCGAUGUAUUUUCUGAACGUCUGAUGCCUGAUGGUGGAUGGGUCGGUGUCGCUGAUCACCGCCCGGUAGCCACCAGCAAUUGCUGA